Messenger RNA from Postia placenta MAD-698-R-SB12, 963 nucleotides. RefSeq lists its product as hypothetical. Gene Ontology annotation, biological process: intracellular protein transport; retrograde transport, endosome to Golgi. The record is from RefSeq and is a predicted model, not a curated record. The transcript has 8 exons. Bases 1 to 963 code for a protein of 320 amino acids. Gene Ontology annotation, cellular component: endosome; retromer complex. NCBI's taxonomy places the organism in Eukaryota, Fungi, Basidiomycota, Agaricomycetes, Polyporales, Adustoporiaceae.
AUGGCGACAUUCUUCUUCUCGUCGCCCGUGGAUGUCGACGUCAAGUUGGACGGUGAAGACGAGCGCAAGAAGGUCGACGUGAAGCUUGAGAAGGAACGAAUCGUGUCAUGUCCAGUCUACUACGACGGAGACGCUGUCACAGGCCAGGCGCGUUCUAUGGGGGAGGCCGUGACUGUACGCGUACGAGAUGGGAAGAGACUCGCGCAUGAUGGUAUUAAGGUGGAGUUCAUCGGCAGCAUUGAGCUGUUCUACGACCGCGGCCACCAUCACGAAUUCCUUUCAUUAUCGCAAGAGCUUGCGGCGCCCGGGGAGAUGCGCGCUGCACAGACAUUCGACUUUCUCUUCAAGAACGUCGAGAAGCAGUACGAGAGCUAUCAGGGCAUCAACGUGAAGCUCAGGUACUUCAUACGCGUCACCAUCUCGCGACGAAUAGCGGACGUCACGAAGGAGCGGGAAAUAUGGGUGCACUCGUACCGCAUGCCGCCCGACAGCAAUAACUCAAUCAAGAUGGAGGUCGGCAUCGAGGACUGUCUGCACAUCGAGUUUGAAUACAACAAGUCUAAAUACCAUCUCAAGGAUGUCAUCGUCGGCAAGAUCUACUUCUUGCUAGUGCGAAUAAAGAUCAAGCACAUGGAGCUCUCCAUCAUCCGCCGCGAGACAACCGGUGCACCACCGAACCAGUACAACGAGAGCGAGACGAUCACCAAGUUCGAGAUCAUGGAUGGCGCGCCUGUGCGGGGGGAGACGAUACCUAUCCGCCUGUUUCUCGGGGGCUUCGAGCUGACGCCGACGUUCCGAGAGGUGAACAAGAAGUUCAGCGUAAGAUACUACCUCAAUCUAGUCCUCAUCGACGAGGAGAACCGAAGAUACUUCAAGCAGCAGGUCAGUUCAGUCCUCAAAGUAACUACGGUCUGCAGGGAUGGUAGCAGGGGCCGGUCUCUCGGCGGGGCUCGAGUUCCGUGA